This is a messenger RNA of Fraxinus pennsylvanica, 1278 nucleotides long. The record is from the annotation of a GenBank genome assembly. Lineage: Eukaryota; Viridiplantae; Streptophyta; Magnoliopsida; Lamiales; Oleaceae.
AUGUUUGUUAGCCAGGCUAGAUAUCGCUAUCACCACCAUAAAAAACACAAGCAUCGUCAUGAAUUUCAAAUUUCAGUACCUCCUUCUCCUCCGCCUGAGGCUUCCGGCCCGUCUCCUGAUCAUAAUUGGUCGGGUGUCUAUGAUGUAAGAAAGUUUGGUGCUGUUGGUGAUGGCGAAACUGAUGACACCGAAGGAUUCAAGUCAGCAUGGGACACUGCCUGCCAAGUUGAGUCGGCAGUCCUCCUUGUUCCCUCUGGCUACUCUUUCAUGAUUCAGUCCACGAUUUUCACCGGUCCCUGUCAAGGCGGCUUUAUUUUCCAGGUUGAUGGAACAAUUAUGCCGCCUGAUGGACCCAAUUUCUGGCCAAAGAACUAUAGCAGGCGCCAAUGGCUGGUUUUCUAUAGAGUUAAUGAAAUGGCAAUGCAAGGAGGAGGUUUAAUUGACGGUAGGGGUGAGCAGUGGUGGAAUCUUCCUUGCAAACCUCGCAAGGGAGCCAACAGAACGGCUUUGACAACACCAUGUGAUAGUCCAAUUGCCAUACGAUUCUUCAUGAGCAACAACCUGACAGUCCAAGGAAUAAAGAUCAGAAACAGCCCUCAAUUCCACUUCAGAUUUGACAACUGCAGGGACGUCUAUAUAGAAUCAAUUCUCAUAACUGCUCCAGCCUUAAGUCCCAACACUGACGGUGAUGACUGUGUCUCAAUAGGAUCGGGUUGUUAUGAUGUAGACAUUAAGAAUGUCACUUGUGGACCAAGCCACGGAAUUAGCAUAGGGAGCUUAGGCAAUCACAAUUCAAGUGCCUGUGCGUCCAAUAUUACCAUUAGGGACUGUGUUAUAAAGAAUUCAGAUAAUGGAGUUAGGAUCAAGACAUGGCAAGGAGGUUCUGGAGCUGUAUCUGGUGUUGCAUUUGAAAACAUUCACAUGGACAACGUUAGGAACCCAAUCAUAAUCGAUCAAUUCUACUGCCUGAGCAAAACUUGCACCAAUCACACCUCGGCUGUAUAUUUAUCUGAUAUUCAGUAUACGAGCAUAAAGGGAACAUAUGAUAUCAGAAGUCCUCCAAUGCAUUUUGCUUGUAGUGAUUCGGUUCCGUGCACAAAUAUUACACUUUCAGAUGUAGAGCUCCUUCCGGCCAAAGGAGAUGUAGUGUUGGAUCCAUUUUGUUGGAAUGCAUACGGUGAACUGCAGACACUAACUAUUCCUCCGGUUUCUUGCUUGUUGGAGGGCAUUCCUCGAUCUAUCUUAGAAACUGAUACAGCCUUCUGCCGAUUGAACUAG